Molecule: messenger RNA, 691 nt
Organism: Acanthaster planci (crown-of-thorns starfish)
Lineage: Eukaryota; Metazoa; Echinodermata; Asteroidea; Valvatida; Acanthasteridae
Gene: rpl28
Product: ribosomal protein L28
Biological process (GO): translation
Cellular component (GO): ribosome
Molecular function (GO): structural constituent of ribosome
Source: RefSeq, a predicted model, not a curated record
CUAAACUCAAAAAGGGGUUUUUCUUUGCAGAAUUUAAUCCAGCAGUCAUGAACAACGCGUCCGCCGCCGCCCAAUGGAUGAUCAUCCGUGACAACUCCUGCUUCUUGAAGAAGGGAAAUGGCUUGACCUUCAGCUGUGAGCCCAACAACCUGAAGAACAGAAACACCUUCAAGUUCAAUGGACUGAUCCACAGGAAGACCGUUGGAGUUGAGGCUGGCAAGGAUGGCAAAGGUGUCGUGUUGGUCACCAAAAAGUUCCGGGGAGUUACCAACAAGCCCGCCAAGCAGUACAAUCGCAUUGAACUGAAGAAGGACGCCCGGCGCACCCUGACCUCCAUCCGUCACGUCCUCAAGAAGAACAAUUACCGUCGGGACAUCAAGAACGCUGCCCUGCGACGUGCCAGCGCCAUCCUCCGCAGUCAGAAGCCGGUGAUGCCGCUCAGGAAGAAACGCGCCCCACGCAACAAGCGUCACUAGAGUGGGCUUGGGAGCAGGGUACCCCGAGGUACAAACCCGACAGACCAAAUUCAAUCACAACGCUUCAGUGCAGGAACAACUAAUAAUACCUGUGGAUCUCGUAGGAGACAUUUGGAAAAAAAAAAUGUAGUUCAUUCAUUACAGCUUGUUGUAAUUCCAAUUGGAGUGAUCGAAGCCAAGAGGUGUCAAAUAAAAUCACACUGUAUGUAAACAGA